AUGGCAUUUCUCGAGGACCCGCGUCUGCGCCAGCGCUGGAACCAAAUCUCCCACAACGCCGGGGAAGUUACAGAGAAUGCGGCCGCUGGUAUCUGGAGCUUUCAGCAUCACUAUAUCAACCCGUGUCUGGCCUCCAUCGCCAGCUCUUUGGAGCAAUGCGCUAAUCCCUGCCUGGGUGACCACGAAGAACGAGCAAGGAAACGACGAGAACGAGACCGCGCAGGUGGCCGGGCCGAAUACAGUUUCGACUUUUACGACGACUGGUACGCAGAGGAUCAGGACGGCGGUUUUCUGGGGGGCUGGGGGAACGACGACUGGGAUCGUCUGCUCGCGGGCACUGGAUCACAACGAAAGCAUGUGGGCGAGGUACACGACCAGCCCAAGAGAAAACGAGGAAUGAGCUACGGCACCCGGGGUAGAGGGAGCAAAGUGUUGGAGUCCGACCCGACCGUCAUCCCCAGCACGCAACCCAUCGGGUUUCUAGGCAAGCUGCCGUGGAAGCUGGGCAAGACACUCCGCUACAAGCCCAGCGCGGCGGAUCUGCAAGACCACCCGCGGCAACACGGCGAGAUGGGAAUAGGCGAGACGGAGCCUCUUCUUGGGGUUGAUUCUGAUGACGACGUGUUCCACAGCCAGACCGCCAAGACUAGAAAUCGAAGUGGGACGACGGGGUCCGGCGUAUCGUCGGACUCUUAUCGAUCGCGGGGUGAUCUGUUCCCAAGUGAUGGGGAGGGCGAGGAAGACGCAGUGCCGCUGGAUGACGAGUUUAUGGUCCUGGACAAGGUUCGGGAUGACCGCAGCAGCAGCCGGACGAAAGCUAGCAAGGGCAAGCGGCGCGCAGACAGUCGGCCAAUGUCAAGGACGGUGUCACGAGCCACCAUCGAUUCAACCCAUUCGAUGCUUAGUCCAGGGGCGCCGAGAGGUUCGAUAAGCAUACCAACAAUGCCCGACACUCCGAUGGCACUGUCAAUGGAAGCUUCGAUGGAGGAGCUACAGAUGGAGGAGGAGCGCAUCCGGAGAGAGGAAGACGAAGAGGUAGAACGCAAGCGACAGGCCGCAUUGCAGCUUGCAUCCGAACGGGGGCUUCACGAUGGCUCUGAGGGCGGCACAGCCGAGGAGUCGCAACUCAAGGUCGCCCUGCAAGUGACGACGACGAAGUCUAUAGAAGAAAUGACGCGUAUAUCCGAAACAGAGGGUAUACAGGGCGAAGCGCCGGUGAUCCGGUCAACGCAGGAAUCGACUAUACCGACCGCGGAGUUUGUACCCGCGCGGUUACCAAGUUUUCGGUAG
Molecule: messenger RNA, 1290 nt
Organism: Colletotrichum graminicola M1.001
Lineage: Eukaryota; Fungi; Ascomycota; Sordariomycetes; Glomerellales; Glomerellaceae
Exons: 1
Coding region: 1-1290 (429 amino acids)
Source: RefSeq, a predicted model, not a curated record